UGGUUAAUCCUUGUCCUGGAGAACAAGAAAUUCUGUGGAAGAGAUGACUUAAUAAACUCAAAAGAGCUGCUGAUGGACAGAACAGCACACAGGACUCAUGGGAGAUGAAACCAAGGCAGAUCCAUGCCCACAGCAGCAAUGCAUAAAACCAGGUACAAACCCUACAGAAGGCAGCUAAAGGCAUGUUGUUCAUAGAAAGUGCAGUGCCUCAUCACUGAUGGAUACACUGACAGCCAAGGCUCAGUCAGUACCCGGGAAAUAAUCACUGCUGUGAAUCUGCUGCUCUGUCCCAGAGGGAAAGGUGAAUGCUUGAGACCUAGCAAGGACUGACACAAGCUGAAGCAAGCACUUCAACUGAGCCUCUGUACUUUGUAAAGAGAGAUUUCUUUUAAAGGUGGUUAUUAAGGCAGUGCAAGGUAAUAAAAGCAAGCAACUCUUUCCACAAAUUCUUGAGGUACUUCCUCAUAUCCUUGUUACACUUUGUAAAGCAAAAAAUCCCGAAAUGUCGAAGCAUUCAGGGGUGGUGAAUGCACCCCACACUGGUGGGAUGCCAAAGGGCACAGAUCCCGGGGUGCCUUGCCCUGGGCGUGCCGGUUCACCCUGGCAGGAAUCGAGGCCAGCAGCAGCAGCGAUGCACCCGUGAUGCUCUGUUGCCCAACCAGCGCUGCCUCCCAGCAUUGCACAGACUUGUCGCUCCUACCGGCACCUGUGGGAUGCAACGAGCCUGCCUUACAAUGACCCCAUUGAUGCUGCAAGGCCUCUUGGAAAACUGGCUCUUAAGGUGCGUGCCAGCCUUACCCCAGGAGGCAUCCUCCACGUGGAGGAGGGGAUGGUGAAAGCCGCACGCGGGGAUGCCGGAUGCGAAAUCAGGCACUGUGAAACAAAGCACAUUACAGAAAGGUGAAACAAAGAUGUGUCCGUGAUACUUGUUUUCCACAUAUUCAGAUCUGAAAGAGGAAAUUCCAAUGAAUUGCUCCAAUUGUGUCAGCGUUACUUGGUAUCUGGGUACCGGUACAGGACUAUAAUUAAAUGUUGCCCUUCAGAGGAUAAAUCAUGCAGGAAUUUAAGGGUAAAAUUAAUUAUAAAGUGGAAGUUCUUCAGUGAUGCUGCUUUUUAAGGCAUCUGUAAGCCCACACACAGAAACAGGUUGCUAAUAAUUGCAAUUCCUUCCUUUACUCAUUAUGAUCCCUGAAAGAGCAGACAAUAAAAUCCUUAAUAAGGGGGAUCAGCACAAAUUAAGGAAGCAACAAAAACAGUCAUGCGGCAUCAAAAAAGACACCAUCUACAUGGCAUGACUCAUUAGAGGGGAAAAAAGGGGACUUAGAAAAAGAUUCCAACUGUAUCAUGAACCACUUGCUGUGGAGGACAUCCUUCUAAAUGCUACUUUCACACCGAGCUUUAUUACUUUAUCUUGCCAACUCUCAUACCACUUAGGUAAUUAAUAAGUGGUGCUGACACACAAUUCUGUAGCAACACACUGCCUUUUUUCACUUCAGUAUCUCCAUGCCACUGUAAACCUAAGAAAAUGAUCUGAAAAUAAGGAGUAUUAUUAGUUAGUACCAGAUCUAUUGCAGCCCCCUGAAUGAAUGUCUUCACUCCGUAGAACUGUAUUCUGAACACAGAGUUGUGGAAUAUGGAAUUCUGCAGUGUCCAGUAUAUCUGCAUUCUGCAGUAUAUCUUCUACAGCUACCUCUCUUCAAUAUUAGUAUCAAUAACUGCUUAUAAAACAGAGAAACUAGUUACCAGCUGGUGCAGUGCAGCUCAGUGUCAAUUCUCGGAUUCCUUUCAAUGUGAGAUAGGCUUAUCAGUGCCACAAUAAACUGGGUAUCGAUGUGCCUUUAUGGAGAGCGGUAAGGCAGGGAAAGAUGAUUUCUCCUUUAAAAGGAAAAGGAGUAAACCAUCAUUGCUCUCAGCAGCUUGUUGAGAUGAAACACACUUCACAUUUUAGGCAAAUGCGUGCAGUAGGGAUUUGGUGGAUGGGAUCACUCGCUCACCUGAUGGUGGGAUGUAACUGCUGAAUGAGGUCUUGCCUAAUAUAGCAACAGAGUGCGUGGGUUUCAACAGCAUGCUUGAAAGGAAUUUUUUAAAAAGUAGCUGUUGGCUGCUCUUUCAAGGAUCUUAUAACUGAUAGAGAUGUUGCUUCCAGGAACUGCCUGGACUGUGGUGCUGCUGGGCUGUGGUGAGCCAGGGGCUGGAGGGGAAACAUGGCAAACACAUCCCCUGAGCUCAAGAACAUUGUGGCCAGCCCAGGUGCCAGAUGAGGUGCUGGCAUUCCUGGUACCUGUGCUGUAACCUAAUAAGCCAUUUCUGCCCCUAGCUCCGGAGUUCCCUGGCAGCUGCUGAGGGUCACUUCAGAAAUGCCAGGAAGUGGGAGAUUUGCCCAGCAAGUUUCCAGCUGCCCACCCUGGGGUGUUUCCCAACCCUUGGUUUAGGCACAGGUGCUGUUCAUAGCAAUGCAAUGGCCCAGUGGUCCCUUGUGUGCUUGGGCAGCUGGCUCUGCGUCUGCAGGGCCUCUUUCCAUUUCAAAGAAUCCAGGAUGGAUGCUUUGAAAGCAAGCAGAGGCAGCGGUCCCGAGGUUGUGCCGUAGGCAUCCACAGCCCCGGGAAGUCAGCGCAUGGGCUAGACUGCUCAGAGGGCUCGAGUAAUUUUACGGCCCCAGGUACUAUUUGCAGUGCUACUUGCUGGAACCAGGGACACCUAAUGUACCCGGGCACCAGCCGACGGCCGGAGUGGGCAGAGCUGCCCCCUGCUCCGGGCAAACGGCUGGGACAAGCCGGGCCGGGGGUGCUGUCGCUGCCCACGGUCGGGGCAUGGCCCGCGGGCAGAGCAGGGGGCGGCCGAGGGCGGGGGGCAGGAAGCGUGGAGGCCGAGCCGAGCGGCUGCCCCGGCCGGGCGGUGUCAGCGGUGUCACUGCAGCGGGCUCCGCCUCUCCGUAGGCACAUAAAAGUGCUGCCGGCCGGCCGGGCGAUUGCACAGCGCUGCGCCGCUCCUGCCGCCGCCGCCGCCUCCUUUCCUGCCGCCUCCUUCCCUGCCGCCUCCUCUGCUCCCCGGGCACCGAGGGCGAUGGACGCCGGCUGCCUGUGGGCCCGCAGCCUGCUGCUCUUCCUCGGUUACCUAUUGCAAGCAGUCCUGGGCACAACAGUGAUCCCAUUAUGUGGGCCUGGUGAAAUGGAGAACUGCACAACAGCACUCAUCCAGACAGAGAACAGCCCACGUGUGGCCCAAGUUGGGAUAACACGAUGCAAGCCUGAAAUGAAGGACUACUGCUUCCAUGGGCAGUGUGUGUACAUCGUGGACUUGGAUGAGCACUACUGCAGGUGUGACGUGGGUUUCUCGGGGGUGCGCUGCGUGCACUCGGAGCUGGUGCGGCAGCCCCUCAGCAAGGAGUACGUGGCGCUGACCGUCAUCGUGGUCCUGCUCUUCCUCGCUGCCCUCUCCCUCGCCGCCUACUACGUCUGCAGAAGGUACCGCAGCAAGAGGAGACAGACAAACGCCAGUGAAUACAAGGAAGUUGGUGCCCUAUAGGAGAAGCUGUGGCUUCCUGCAGUGUUCAGUUCAUCUGGAUGGACUCAGCGCCUACACGUCUAUUUAAAUGUUAUUUUUGUUAAUAAUAUUUACAAUAUUUAUAACCUUUAAAAAAUUUCAAUUGUUUGGUGAUUCAAUAAGCAUAGGUCAAGCAUUUUAUGUUCAGUAUUUUAUUUUUUUAUUAAAUAAUAUUUCCUAAAGGGAAUCCCACCUAGGUGGUUCUUUGGGAUAGAGAUAUAUUUUUAUAAAAACUCAUCUUCUUGCUCUGGAGAGAAGAAUUUUAUAUUUAUUCUUGUGAAUAUACUCAAAGCAAUUGUAUUCCUUGAAAUAAAACUUCUAGACAAA
Molecule: messenger RNA, 3870 nt
Organism: Zonotrichia albicollis (white-throated sparrow)
Lineage: Eukaryota; Metazoa; Chordata; Aves; Passeriformes; Passerellidae
Gene: EREG
Product: epiregulin
Biological process (GO): positive regulation of cell population proliferation; positive regulation of mitotic nuclear division; epidermal growth factor receptor signaling pathway
Molecular function (GO): growth factor activity; epidermal growth factor receptor binding
Source: RefSeq, a predicted model, not a curated record